Lolium rigidum is the source of this 506-nucleotide messenger RNA. RefSeq names its product pathogenesis-related protein 1-like. Lineage: Eukaryota; Viridiplantae; Streptophyta; Magnoliopsida; Poales; Poaceae. Gene Ontology annotation, biological process: defense response; abscisic acid-activated signaling pathway. The record is from RefSeq and is a predicted model, not a curated record. The coding region runs from base 1 to 483 and encodes 160 amino acids. Gene Ontology annotation, molecular function: signaling receptor activity; protein phosphatase inhibitor activity; abscisic acid binding. Gene Ontology annotation, cellular component: nucleus; cytoplasm. The transcript has 2 exons.
AUGGCCUCCACCAACAGCUGGACCCUCGAGUUCGAGUCGCCGGUGGAAGCGCCACGCCUCUUUCACGCAGCCGUAUUGGACUGGCACACCUUGGCACCCAAGCUCGCACCCCACAUCGUCGCCAGCGCCCACCCCGUUGAGGGAGAAGGCAACAUCGGCAGCGUGAGGCAGUUCAACUUCACCUCAGCCAUGCCCUUUAGCCUCAUGAAGGAGAAGCUCGAGUUCCUGGACGAGAACAAGUGCGAGUGCAAGUCGACCCUCAUCGAGGGUGGCGGCAUUGGCACGGCGAUUGAGACAGCCACGUCGCACAUCAAGGUGGAGCCAACGGCCAGUGGUGGGAGUGUUGUGAAGGUGGAAUCGACUUACAAGCUACUUCCGGGCGUGGAGGUGAAGGACGAGAUCACCAAAGCCAAGGACUCCGUCACUGCCAUAUUCAAGGGCGCCGAGGCCUACCUCAUCGCCAACCCGGAUGCCUACAUAUAAAUCAAUUCGAUCACUAGGCGGAA